Molecule: messenger RNA, 1744 nt
Organism: Pieris napi
Lineage: Eukaryota; Metazoa; Arthropoda; Insecta; Lepidoptera; Pieridae
Product: transmembrane protein 222
Exons: 5
Coding region: 273-836 (187 amino acids)
Source: RefSeq, a predicted model, not a curated record
AAAUUAUAGAAUAUAGAUAUUUGCCUUCUCCAGACUCCAUGUACACGACAGUUGGCACUUGGCACAAAUAAAAGCCAUUUAAAAAAAUUGAUAUUUAAUUGUAUUGGUAAUUGGAUAUGAAUUUAGAACGUAGGUCGUAGAUUAAUGUUUCUAAGCUGAGCUAAGAUCGAAGAGAAUAUCUUCUUAUGCGACCUCUUUUUCAUGCAAAGCAGUAAAAAGUCAUUGGUCAGAUAUUGGUUCAAUGCCCCAGAUAGCAAUGGCUCUUAUUUAGCAUGAAAGAUAUGUUUGGUGAUCUUAGUCCUGGCGUUCCAAUAGAGCUAAGAGACCGCGACCAAACCAUUCUAAUGGACACUAUUGAUCAUUCUCGAGCCCGUUACCCUUAUUGCAUAGUUUGGACCCCUAUACCAGUACUAACGUGGCUAUUCCCAUUUUUAGGCCAUAUGGGUAUCUGUAUGUCUAAUGGAAUCAUACGAGACUUUGCUGGUCCUUAUUUUGUAUCAGAAGAUUUAAUGGCCUUUGGAAACCCAACCAAAUAUUGGCAACUAUCUCCACAAAAAGCUUCUAAUGGUCCUGCAGGCUGGGAUGCAGGAGUAAUUGAAGCUUCAGAGAUUUAUAAAAAGAGAAUGCACAUAAUAUUCUAUGAUAAUUGUCAUUCUCAUGUAGCAACAGCAUUAAAUACAAUGAAUUAUGGAGGUUGCAAGAAUUGGAAUAUGGUAAAACUAGCAUUCUACAUGAUACCAUAUUCUAAAUAUGUAAGUUUUGCAGCAUUAUUAAAGACAUGGCUACCAUUCUGUUUAAUAGCCUCCUUUAUUUGUGGCUUGGCUGCAAUCAUAUAGACCAGUUCUUAAUGUAUUGACACUGGCAAUAUCAAAUAAAUAGUAAUAAAUGGCUCAAUUCAUUAUGUUAUAUGUUAACCAUUAUUUUACAGGUAAGUGCUUGUCUUUCCCUAUGUCUAUUUAUCUUUACUAAAUUAUUAGAAUAUGAAUUUAUUCAACAGCUUGACAUAGAUAGGUAUUUACCCAAGAAUGCUGAUACAACACUAAAAAGGCCACCUGCUGUUAUCCUUUAAGGCUGAUUAUUAAAGCUGAUUUAAUUUGCAAAAAGUUUGUGCUAUAAGGGCACUAAAACUAUUCUUACAUAAGAACCGAGAGAUAAAUGAACAAAACUCUUAAAAAUAGUUGGAAAAACAUUCUUUUAAACAAAACAGCAUUCCCUGUAAGAUAAUUCAAUAACAACAAAAUAAAAAUGGUUUCAUUUAUAGAUACAACAGUAUAACAAAAUCUUGUUUUUAUUUGUGUAAGUUUAUAUAUAAUAAAUACACCAAAAUGGUUGAAAAAAAGUUUAUAUAUAAAAUGGGAAAGUUGUUCUAUGUUAUGUUAUCUACAAGCAGGCAAUAUUAUAAUCUGUUAAAGAGGAUUCACGCUAUAAUCCUUAAAACCAUUUCUGUAUGUAAAAAAACGAAAGACUGAAAAAUAUUAGGUUUACAUUUUUAAUGUUUAAUAUAAAAAGAACUUAACACAGAGAUUUUGCUGGUGUAUAAUUGUAGCUGACAAUGAGCCCUAAUAUUUAUCAUACCUGAUUAGAUUUAGAACAUAGAUAACAAUAAUCAACAACCCACUAUUUUCCAAAAAAUGGUUUAGAAUUUUAGCACAAAAUUAAUGCAUAAUUUUAAAGUCAUAACAUCUUACUGUGAAUUAAAAUUAUUUUAUUUCUAUAAUUUGUUUAUUAAACAUAUUUUUUUGUU